Cebus imitator (Panamanian white-faced capuchin) is the source of this 3286-nucleotide messenger RNA. RefSeq names its product ADAM metallopeptidase domain 8 (gene ADAM8). Bases 103 to 2580 code for a protein of 825 amino acids. NCBI's taxonomy places the organism in Eukaryota, Metazoa, Chordata, Mammalia, Primates, Cebidae. The record is from RefSeq and is a predicted model, not a curated record. Gene Ontology annotation, biological process: positive regulation of cellular extravasation; positive regulation of membrane protein ectodomain proteolysis; regulation of cell-cell adhesion. The transcript has 23 exons. Gene Ontology annotation, molecular function: cell adhesion molecule binding; metalloendopeptidase activity.
CGCGAGGAAAGAGCCGCGGGCGGGGCGCGCAGGAACCAGACCUGGUCCCGCGGGGCUCUCACCUCCGCGCCGGUCCGCAUCCGACUCCACCGCGCCCCGGCAAUGCGCGGCCUCGGGCUUUGGCUGCUGGGCGCGCUGGGGCUGCCUGCCAUGGCCCCCAGCCGGCCCUGGGCCCCCUUGGAGCAGUAUGAGGUGGUGCUGCCUCGGCGCCUGCCAGGACCCCGGGCCCGACGAGCUCUGCCCUCCCACUCGGGCCUGUACCCAGAGAGAGUGAGCUAUGUCCUUGCGGCCGCAGGGCACAGCUUCACCCUGCACCUGCGGAAGAACAGGGACCUGCUGGGCUCGGGCUACACAGAGACCUACACAGCUGCCAAUGGCUCCGAGGUGACGGAGCAGCCGAGAGGGCAGGACCUCUGCUUCUACCAGGGCCACGUGGAGGGGCACGCAGACUCAGCCGCCAGCAUCAGCACCUGUUUGGGCCUCAGGGGCUUCUUCCAGGUGGGCUCAGACCUGCACCUGAUCGAGCCCCUGGAUGAAGGUGGCGAGGGCGGGCGGCAUGCCAUGUACCCGGCUGAGCAGCUGCUGCAGACGGCCGGGACCUGCGGAGUCAGCAACGACACCCUGGGCAGACUCCUGGGGCCCCGGACAGCCGCCGUGUUCAGGUCUUGGCCUGGGGGCCCUCCGUCGUUCAGAGGCACGCGCUACGUGGAGCUGUACGUGGUCACAGAUAAUGCAGAGUUCCAGCAGGUGGGGAGUGAAGCCGCUGUGCGCCAUCGGGUGCUGGAGGUGGUGAACCACGUGGACAAACUAUAUCAGAAACUCAACAUCCGUGUGGUCCUGGUGGGCCUGGAGAUCUGGAAUGGCCAGGACAGGUUCCACGUCAGCCCCAACUUCAGCGUCACACUGGAGAACCUCCUGGCCUGGCGGGCACAGGGACUGACGCGGCGGCGCCCACAUGACAACGUGCAGCUCAUCACGGCCGUGGACUUCACCGGGGACACUGUGGGGUUUGCCAGGGUGUCUGCCAUGUGCUCCCACAGCUCGGGGGCUGUGAAUCAGGACCACAGCAAGAACCCCGUGGGCGUGGCCUGCACCAUGGCCCACGAGAUGGGCCACAACCUGGGCAUGGACCACGAUGAGCAGGUCCACGGCUGCCACUGCCGGGAGCCCUCCGAGGGCAUCCGCUGCAUCAUGGCAGGCAGGAUUAGCCCCAGGUUCCCCAGGAUGUUCAGUGACUGCAGCCAGGCCUACCUGGAGAGCUUUCUGGGGCAGCCGCAGUCCACCUGCCUGGCCAACGCCCCCGACCUCAGCCUCCUGGUGGGCGGCCCAGUGUGCGGAAACCUGUUUGUGGAACGUGGGGAGCAGUGCGACUGCGGCCCCCCCGAGGAAUGCCGGAACCGCUGCUGCAACUCCACCACCUGCCAGCUGGUCCAGGGGGCACAGUGUGCACAUGGCACCUGCUGCCAGGAGUGCAGGGUGAAGCUGGCUGGUGAGCUGUGCCGCCCCCAGAAAGACACGUGUGACCUGGAGGAGUUCUGUGACGGCCGGCACCCCGAGUGCCCGGAAGACGCUUUCCAGGAGAACGGCACGCCCUGCUUUGGGGGCUACUGCUACAACGGGACCUGCCCUACCCUGGCCCAGCGGUGCCAGGCCUUAUGGGGGCCAGGUGGGCAUGCUGCCAAGGAGUCCUGCUUCCUCUACGACGUCUCACCAAACUGCAGGAGCAGCCGGAACAGAGCCGACAUGUGUGGCACUCUGCAAUGCCAGGGCGGGCAGCAUCCCCCGGGGCGCAGCUCCUGCAUCCUGAAUGACGUAUGCCGUGCACUUACCACAGAGGGUGGUGUUGCCUAUGAGCCAGUGCCCGAAGGCACCCGAUGCGGACCGGAGAAGGUUUGCUGGAAAGGACGUUGCCAGGACUUACACGUUUACAGAUCCAGAAACUGCUCUGCCCAGUGCCACAACCAUGGGGUGUGCAACCACAAGCAGGAGUGCCACUGCCACGCGGGCUGGGCCCCACCCCACUGUGCGGAGCUGCUGACUGAGGCGCACACAGCGUCCGAGAGCCUCCCCGUGGUCCUGGUGGUGGUCCUGGUGCUCUUGGCAGUUGUGGUGGUCACCCUGGUAGGCGGUGUCAUCUACCGCAAAGCCCGGAGCCGCGUUGAGAGCAGGAGCGCGGCCCCCAAGACCACCAUGGGACGCUCCAACCCCCUGUUCCACCAGGCAUCCCGCAGUGUGCUGGCCAAGGGCGGGGCUCCAGCCCCAACGAGGGUCCCCCACGAGCAGGUCCCCACCACCCACCUGGGCCAGCCUGCUGGACACCCGGCCUCCUCUAUGGCCCUGAAGAGGCCGCCCCCUGCUCCUCCGGCCGCUGUGUCCAGCACCCCCUUCCCAGUUCCUGUCUAUACUCAGUUGCCGCCAAAGCAGGUCGUCAGGCCGACGUUCACACCCCCAGUGCCCCCAGUCAAACCCGGGGCUGGCACAGCCAAGCCUGGUGCAGCUGAGGGGGCUGUUGGCCCAAAGGUUGCCCUGAAGCCCCCCAUCCAGAGGAAGCCAGGGGCCGGAGCUCCCACACUGCCCUAGGGGCACCUGUGCCUGCCUGGAAUUUUGGAGAAGUUGCAGCGGAGCAGCCAGCCUUGCGGCAUUCCAGGGCCCAGCCAGGGCCACGCAGCCCAGGACUCCGAGUUUGCUUACUCAGCUGCUGUUCUGACCUCAGGAAUGCAUCCAGCUGAGACUCCUGCUGUCCAGCCCCUCAGCCACUCCCUUCUCCCACCUUGGCCACGCGUAGCCACAGCCGCCUGCUGGCAUCAGGCCAGGAUGAGCUGUGUGCCUGUGCCUGCACGUGUACGUACGUGUCUCCAGGAGGCCACACACGGCCCCUCCUGGCUAUGCCUGCCCUGCCCUGCCCUGUGGCCUCUGAACCCUCUGCCCUGGGGACCCCAUUCCGGGCAGCAUAGACAUGGAAGAUCCCCAGAAAGACCCCAUCCCAGGACUGGGUUACCCUGGGUGCUUUUCAAGAGGGUGUCAGUGAGCAGACUGUACCCCAAGACUCUGGACUCCAGACCCCCUGAUCCUGGGGCCCGUUACCCAUGGGAUGUGAGAGGAACAGCCCCAGCUCUGUGUGCUUAAGCUUAGGAAUCACCUUGGUGGCAAGGGCCGCAUGGGAGGGUCAGCUGUCUUGUCCCGUUUUCUUCAUACCUCAAAUGUGCGUUCAGCGGGGCUGAAAGCUUUUAUUCUUUAAUACUGAGAAAUGCAUAUUUUCCUAAUAAAUUAUUGACCAAGUUCUAAA